Molecule: messenger RNA, 2294 nt
Organism: Oncorhynchus tshawytscha (Chinook salmon)
Lineage: Eukaryota; Metazoa; Chordata; Actinopteri; Salmoniformes; Salmonidae
Product: dual specificity protein kinase CLK2
Exons: 11
Coding region: 380-1537 (385 amino acids)
Biological process (GO): protein phosphorylation; regulation of RNA splicing
Cellular component (GO): nucleus
Molecular function (GO): ATP binding; protein tyrosine kinase activity
Source: RefSeq, a predicted model, not a curated record
AUCCUUCUCAUAUCUCCCCUAUCUACUUUCUCCUCUGUCUGUCUCUUUGCUUCUCUGUUCUGUCUUCAUUGGUUCAUCUAAUCUGUCUUUUUCUCUCAUCUUGUUUCAUUCGUACUUCACUCUCUUACUUUUGUCUCUUCUCUGCCACUCUAUUUUUCUUUUUGCUGUUUUCUCGUCCCUCUUGACUUUUGUCUGUUCUGUCUUCCUCUGCACUGCUUUUUGCUCUGUCAUUAGUUUCUGUCUCCUCUCUUCAGUCAUCUUUCCUGUUUCACUGUUUGGACUUUAUCCUUCCUUCUUCGCUGUCUUCUUUACCUACGCUGUAUCUUCCUCUCCCCUCUUUUCCCUUAUCUUCUUUAAUUCCCUCUCUCUGUUCUGAGUUAUGGGGAAGACAGAGUUGUACUCUGUGUAUAAGAGCUUUCUGGACUGUCUCUGCCUAUCUCGGAGCAGCAGUGAGGGGUCAGGGAAGAACGAGAAGGCCCCUGAUGAUGGUUACCUGGCCUACCAGAAUGGAGACGUUCUACAAGAGAGAUAUGAGGUUAUCAGUCUGUUGGGAGAGGGCACCUUUGGGAAGGUGGUGACGUGUGUGGACCGGCGCAGGGCUGGGGCACGUGUAGCUCUGAAGAUCAUUAAGAACAUGGAGAAGUACAGACAAGCUGCUAAACUGGAGAUCAAUGUCCUGGAGAAAAUCAACGAGAAAGACCCACACAACAAACAUCAAUGUGUUCAGAUGCUGGACUGGUUUGACUACCAUGGUCAUGUGUGUAUCUCCAUGGAGCUGCUAGCCCUCAGCACUUUUGACUUCCUGAAGGAGAACAACUUCCUGCCGUACUGUAUGGAUCACAUCCGCCAGAUGGCCUACCAGAUCUGCCUCGCUGUCAACUUUCUCCAUAUCAACAAGCUGACCCACACUGACCUCAAACCUGAGAACAUCCUGUUUGUCAACUCUGACUACACCAUCACUUACAAUGCUGAGAAGAAGCGGGAUGAGAGGAAAGUGAAGGAUACAACAGUAAGGCUGGUGGAUUUUGGCAGUGCCACGUUUGACCACGAACACCACAGCACCAUCAUAUCUACACGCCACUACCGUGCUCCUGAAGUUAUUCUGGAGCUGGGCUGGAGUCAUCCGUGUGAUGUCUGGAGUAUCGGCUGCAUCCUGUUUGAGUACUAUGAAGGCUUCACCCUAUAUCAGACCCAUGACAACCAGGAGCACCUGGCCAUGAUGGAGAGAGUACAGGGACCUCUCCCCUCUACGAUGAUCUGCAAGACCAGGAAGCAGAAGUAUUUUCACUGCAGGCGUCUAGACUGGAACGAUAACUCCAAGGCAGGACGAUUCGUCAAAGACCACAUUAAACCUCUAUGGAGAUACCGGUUAUCAGAAGCUAAGGAGCAUCAUCAGUUUUUUGACCUGUUGGAGAAGAUGCUGGAGUACGAGCCCUCCAAACGCCUCUCUCUCUCCUCCGCCCUCCUCCAUCCCUUCUUCCUACCACUCCGUAGGGGCAGCAAGGCCUGGGAGAGCACCCAGAACAUAUGCCGAUGACCACUGACCUUUAACCCUUGACAUGGAUGAGAGGAAGGACAGCCCAACCAUGUCAUACAACGUGCUGUUGUAAUCUGUCAGGAAGUCGUGCUUUGUGACAAACUGGUGUCCGGAAUCCCUGUGUAUUAUGAGGGAAAUAGGCUAAUCUAAUCUCAGUGUUUGGGGCAAAUGUAUCCUUCUCCACCUUUAACAUAAAAAAUGGAAUGGAGAGAGUCUGUCACUUCCCUUUAGGGUUUGAUUCAGUGGAGGCUGCAGAGGGGAGGACAGGCUCAUAAUAAUGGCUGGAACGGAGUGAAUGGAAUGGCAUCAAACCAGGUGUUUGAUGUAUUUGAUAUCAUUCUACUCAUUUUGCUCCAUCCCUCCUCCCCUCCAUCUCCUCCCCUCCCCUCAAGGCAGUGUCCUUACGCUGAUUGACAGCUUCGCUGCACAGUGGAGGCGGGCCUAGUGAUACAUGCAUUAUGUAUGUAGAGCACACUGUUUUAACUGCAGCGUAACAUUACACACACACACACACACUCUAACUAUUACAGUUUUAUUUUUGUAACGCUGUAACUGGAGAUUGUUGUUGACACUUUUGUUUAUGAGCUGUAUAAACUGUUUAUUAAUCUAUAAUAAUGUUGCAUUUGCACAGAUGGGCUCAUUGCUCCCUACAACACACACACACACACACACAGCAUUUAUUUUUGUAACACUAACGGGAGAGAUUGGUGGAAUGACUUGAAUAAACCGUUUAUUUAUGGUGCUAUAAUAAUAUGAA